UGAAGGAGUUUCACUCGGAGCUCUUCAGUGGUCAUCAUCACACACAAAGUACUAACCCAACUGGUUCUUAAACCAGCUUUAAUAUAGACAGUGUCCAUCCGGAUUUGUAUUCUUUUUUUCUUUUGCACUCUGCAGCAGCCCAUGUGAGGCUGCAGCAUCACCUAGAUUCAGGCUUUAACUAUCAGAUAACCACCACUAACUGGCUGCUGUCUGCUGUUCAAAUGCUGGGAGACAAGGCUCACGGUGUGGCUUUGAAGGUUAUGGAAUACUCCUAUGACGAUGACCUGGAAGAGCUGUGUCCUGUGUGUGGAGACAAAGUGUCUGGGUACCACUACGGGUUGCUCACCUGCGAGAGCUGCAAGGGAUUCUUCAAAAGGACAGUGCAGAACAACAAAAGGUACACAUGUGCAGAAAAUCAAGAGUGUAAAAUAGACAAGACCCAGAGGAAGAGAUGUCCUUUCUGUCGCUUCCAAAAAUGCCUCAGUGUCGGGAUGCGGCUAGAAGCGGUGCGUGCGGACCGCAUGCGUGGGGGUAGGAAUAAAUUUGGCCCGAUGUACAAGAGAGACAGGGCCUUGAAACAGCAGAAGAAGGCUUUGAUACGAUCCAAUGGGUUUAAGCUUGAGAGCACAGCCCCUCCACCAGGCUCUCCUCUGCAGACUGAUUACGGCUUCACCAGCAAUCUGCACACCUUGCCCACCAUUUCCAAAAGCAUGCUCCCCUCCACCCCAAACUCCAUCACACCUACAGACUACGAGGCUAGCCUCUAUGGACCCCCAUCCCUGGGCAUGGCCAUGCAGUCCCACAUGCCCCUCACCACCCAGUACCAGUACACAGCCUUCCCUGGCAGGGCGAUUAAAGCUGAGUGUCCUGACUACACCAGCUCCCCUGAGUCUCUGACAGGAUAUCCCUACCCAGACAUGUACCCCUCGGCCUCACCGCAGCCACCCAGCCUGCCGCCGCUGGUGCUGGAGUUGCUGCGCUGCGAUCCAGAUGAACUAGCGGUGCAGAAUAAAAUCAUCACUCACCUGCAGCAGGAGCAGGGCAGCCGGGGCCGGCUGGACAAGCCCAGCACCUUCAGCCUCAUGUGUCGCAUGGCAGACCAGACCCUGUUCUCCAUAGUGGAGUGGGCUCGGAGCUGCAUCUUCUUCAAGGAGCUCAGGGUGGGAGAUCAAAUGAAACUGCUCCAUAACUGUUGGUCUGAACUUCUGGUCCUGGAUCACAUUUUCAGACAAGUGCAACAUGGAAAGGAAGACAGUAUCCUGCUGGUGACUGGCCAGGAGGUGGAGCUGUCCUCCAUCCUGUCCCAAGCUGAGGUGACUCUGUCCAGUCUGGUCCAAAGAGGUCAGGAGCUGGCAGCGCGGCUGCGGGUCCUGCAGGUCGACCGCAGAGAGAUCGCCUGUCUGAAAUUCCUUCUCCUGUUCAACCCCAAUGUGAAGCUGCUAGAGAACCAGGCAUUUGUGGAGGGUGUCCAGGAGCAGGUGAACGGAGCACUCCUAGAAUACACGCUGUCCACCUACCCUCAGUUCCAGGAGAAGUUCAGCCAGCUGGUGGUGCGGCUGCCGGAGCUGCGCUCCCUCAGCACACAGGCCGAGGACUUCCUGUGCUACAUGCAUCUGAGUGGAGAGGUGCCCUGCAACAACCUGCUCAUUGAAAUGCUGCACGCCAAACGAGCGUGUGUGUGAGGGGUGUACGCAGGAUGUUCCACGUAUUGUUUGUCUUAGGUGAGAUUGUAUGUGGGUGUGUGUGCACACGUGAGGGAAGGUGUGAAUGAGAUGAAAAAAAUCCAGUGAAGAUACACAAGUUCAUACUGGGUCAUCUUUGUGAGGAGAAAAUGUUCUUUUGAGUUGGAAUCAUAAACCUCCAUCGAGGCAGUU
Monopterus albus (swamp eel) is the source of this 1874-nucleotide messenger RNA. Its product is annotated as steroidogenic factor 1. The record is from RefSeq and is a predicted model, not a curated record. Gene Ontology annotation, biological process: hormone-mediated signaling pathway; regulation of transcription by RNA polymerase II; tissue development. The transcript has 7 exons. Lineage: Eukaryota; Metazoa; Chordata; Actinopteri; Synbranchiformes; Synbranchidae. Gene Ontology annotation, cellular component: RNA polymerase II transcription regulator complex. The coding region runs from base 222 to 1682 and encodes 486 amino acids. Gene Ontology annotation, molecular function: zinc ion binding; RNA polymerase II cis-regulatory region sequence-specific DNA binding; nuclear receptor activity.